Messenger RNA from Clarias gariepinus (North African catfish), 2286 nucleotides. Its product is annotated as AT-rich interactive domain-containing protein 3B-like. NCBI's taxonomy places the organism in Eukaryota, Metazoa, Chordata, Actinopteri, Siluriformes, Clariidae. The transcript is spliced from 10 exons. Gene Ontology annotation, cellular component: nucleus. Gene Ontology annotation, molecular function: DNA binding. The coding region runs from base 200 to 1969 and encodes 589 amino acids. Gene Ontology annotation, biological process: regulation of transcription by RNA polymerase II. The record is from RefSeq and is a predicted model, not a curated record.
CCAGGCGUUAGGAGGUUAUGUGUUUGGGGGCUUCGCGUUUCCGCCGUUAAAAGCCGUUUAAUCUGGAGUUCGCUAGCUGUUCACAGUACUUAGGUCUGCGGCGGCUGAGUUGCACGCGCGUGCGCCUGGGGGUGACGCUGAGCCGGAGCGGUUGAGGACGUGAAGCGCGCGCGCGCGACGCACAGGGGCGAAGGACGGGAUGGUGGAGAACUCCAACAGCGGCAAAGCUCACAUGGAGAGCAGUUUAGGAGGCAGCGUCUUCCCUCAGGGGGGUGCCGCGGGGGUGAAGCUCGAGGCCGUGAUGGAGCAUCUGCAGCGGCAGCAGCAGGCACGUCUGGAGAUGGAGCGCAAGGAGCGGCGUCUGCGCGACGCCCACCUGAUGUACGCUCAGCAAGUGGCCGCUCAGCACGCCAUCCUAGCGGCGGCCCGAGCCUCGGCGCUGGGCGCCGGGGGUAAAGCCCAGGUCCACGGGGUCGCCCUGGAGGAAGUCGGGCGGGGCAGGGACUCGGGCGAUGACGACGACGUCGAUGCUGAUAACGACGACGAAGAGGAACCCAUGGCCGGCGAAGGCAGCGAGGAGGACGAUGAGGAAGAGGACGGGCCGGUAAGCGGCUUGGAGUUUUUGCGCAAGCAGACGCUGGCGCUCCAGCAGAGCGCCAUGGCCAGGCAGUUCACGGGCUACGCCGCCAGCACGGCGGCAGGGCCUAGGAUUCAGAGAGACGACUCGUCUCCCGUCAGGGUCAAAGAGGAGCCCGAGAACGACCUUUCACCCGCCGGUCCGCAAACAGCCACGUCUCCGAACGGUCAGGCCGACUGGGGCUACGAUGAUAACUUCAAACAGAAUGGCAGUGGUGUGUGGGGAGAGGAAUCAGACAGUAACAAAUCGAGAGGAGAGGCAUCAAGAGACUUCGCCAAGUUGUAUGAGCUGGACAGCGAUCCUAACAGGAAAGAGUUUCUGGAUGAUCUCUUUACCUUCAUGCAGAAAAGAGGAACCCCGGUGAACCGAAUCCCCAUCAUGGCGAAGCAGGUGCUGGAUCUCUACAUGCUCUACAAGCUGGUGACGGAGAAAGGAGGCCUGGUGGAGGUCAUCAACAAGAAGAUCUGGAGAGAAAUUACCAAGGGCCUCAACUUACCUACCUCCAUCACCAGUGCUGCAUUUACACUCCGCACACAGUAUAUGAAGUAUCUGUACCCGUACGAGUGUGCACGCAAAGGCCUGAGCUCUCCCAGCGAGCUGCAGGCCGCCAUCGACAGCAACCGGCGUGAGGGGCGUCGCCCAAGCUACAGCAGCAGCCUGUUCCGCUUCAGCUCCUCCCCAAGCUCCGCCCCCCACAUUCUCUCCCCACCCAAAAUGCACCUGACUGCUCUGGGUGCUGGAGCUGCUGCUGCACUGAACGGCCUGCAGGGGGCAUCGGUGCCCUCAAUUAAGGCUCUGGAAGACGCCUCACCAUCUCUGCUGGCGGCUCGCGCCCCGGCCAUGGCUCUGGCUCUGGGGCCGCAGCAGGUGGCGGGACUGGCUCGGGCGGCCACAUUGGAGCAGUUGAGGGAAAAACUGGAGACCGGCUCAGGAGUCGGAGUCUCUGAAGGGCCGGAGAGGAAGAUGGCACGCCUGGCCGAGGAGCAGCAGAGACUCAUGCAGCAGGCACUUCAGCACAACCUGCUGGCCAUGGCAUCCCACAUGCCCAUGAACCUGCGCAUGGGUCUGACACCAAGAGAUGAUAAGACCGACCUGGCCUUGAGCAUUUCCUCCACAGGGUCUGCCAGCAUCAGCGUGUCUGUAGAGGUCAACGGGGUCGUCUAUUCGGGAACCCUGUUUGCUCAGAAGCCCGCCUCGGCGCCCGUGUCUUCUGCAGCGAGCGUGUCCUCCGUGACGCCCAACGCCACCUUCACCUUCGCCAGCAACAGCCCCUCCUCCUCUUCCUCUAAAGGUCCCAGCUCAGACGAGCCGUCCACCAGCGGCUCACCAUAGUGGAGGACGAGUUCCCCCGCGCCGGGGCCUCAGCCUCCUCCAGGCCUCGCGCGACUGCAACACGCCUCAGACUGUUACACAACUGGUACCUCAUACUGUCCUGUCAGCCUUGGCUGUCGAUACAUGGUCAGACAUAUUUCUAUUACACGCGCACACACACACACACACACUCACAUUCACAAAAUACUUACUUCACAAACACUGUGCUAAAUAAAUAAAAACGCUAAACACAAUCAGGAUAUUCAGCCAAACUCAACUGACAGGUGUUCAUUACAGGACUUGAAGAUUUUUAUUUAGGAGAAGCGUUUUUUGUUUGU